This is a messenger RNA of Alternaria arbusti, 1473 nucleotides long. RefSeq lists its product as uncharacterized. The coding region runs from base 1 to 1473 and encodes 490 amino acids. The record is from RefSeq and is a predicted model, not a curated record. NCBI's taxonomy places the organism in Eukaryota, Fungi, Ascomycota, Dothideomycetes, Pleosporales, Pleosporaceae. Gene Ontology annotation, molecular function: 5'-flap endonuclease activity. The transcript is spliced from 3 exons.
AUGGGCCUUCCAGCGUUAUGGGACACGAUUAAGAAGCACGAAGAAAGCGUACCCGUCGCGCAGCUCGCCGAAGAGCAUCACCGGCGUCAUGGCAGAUCACUCCGCAUUGCUGUCGACGAGGCCGAUUGGCGCUUCAACAACCUCACGGUGCAGCAAGUCUACACCAUAUGGGAGACCUCCAACGAGUACGCCUACCAAGGCAUCGAGAAAGCCAUGUUCUACCGUAUCUGCCGCCUCCUCACCCUAAACGUUCAGCUUAUAUUCGUCUUCGAUGGCCCCGGUCGACCUUGGAAGCGGGGAAAGCGAGGUGGAGGACGGAUAAACUACGAAGAGCAGCGCUUGCUCAAGGAGAUGCUGCAAUACUUUGGGAUCCCAUACCACGAGGCCCCAGGAGAGGCGGAGGCGGAGUGCGCUCGUCUGCAGAUUUUGGGUAUGGUUGACGCGGUCUGGUCGCAAGACUCUGAUUGCCUCAUGUUUGGCUGCACCCUCUGGCUACGGGAUCACCGUGUUGCGAAAGAAAAGGGCACAACAGACAGAUCCAAGGAGAACACCAAGAAGAAUGGGAAAUACGCCAACGUUGUACGAGCACACGACCUUAAAGAGAAAUAUGGCCUAGACCGAGAAGGGCUGGUGCUUUUUGCCAUGCUUGUAGGUGGUGACUACGACGUGAAAGGUCUACCACAGUGUGGGCCGGCUCUAGCCUUGCAGGCAGUCAAGCAAGGACUCGGUCGGCGGCUUUGUGCCUGUCGAGAUCAGAUGGAGUGCGGCAUGUGGACUGUGGAGCUGGCCAUGUUCCUGGAGCGGAGUGCUCGCGGGCGCGCUAUCGAAAUCCCGCCAGCCUUCCCAGACUUCAAGACCUUACAGAAGUACUACAAACCGAAAGUCACCAGCGACACAGAUUUACUUAGCAAGUCGCGCCUCAACCUUGACUAUCUUCGCCCGAUCCAGGAGCUGAAGUUGCUUACACUUACCAGCGAGCGCUUCAACAUAUGGGGACGUUUAUACAUGAACUGGGUUGGGCCUGUGCUGCUGACACGAAGCCUGAUAGCAAGAGAUCCAUCUCUAUCGCAAGAACUGGUCCACGGCAUCAGGCUCACAAAGCAAAAAGCGAAGAAGACCGACAACGAACUGACCAUGCGCACUUUCGAACGUAAGCUUACCUUUUCACCCUUUGGCGUCACUACCCUGAGCAGAGCCGACUUCGAAGGUGAGCGCUUAGGGUGCUGGAAUGGAGACAAGCAGACCUUGUUUGACCCAGAGCAUCGUGUCGAAUGCGAAUAUCCCGAGUACUGGCUGCGUAAAGUUCUUCCGCCGGACGUACUGGAACCGCCCCCUGCACCACCAAAGCGUACGCCAAAACGCAAGCGACCAAUAGCUGAAGUUGGGGAAGACGGCGAAGCCUCAGGCACAGCUAAGCGAAAACGAAAUCCAGAGGACCAGCUGCAAAGGCCAAGUCUCAAGAUACGCAAAUGA